GUCUUACCCGGCUACUUCCGCUGCUGUUUUCUAGCCGACUGCAGAAGGCUGGUUUGCGUCGACAUGGCGGUUACGCUGAGUGUCUUGCUGGGCGGGCGCGUUUGCGCUGCCGUCGCUCGCUGUGGGUUCGCGACCCGGGGGGUGGCGGGCCCAGGCCCUAUUGGCCGGGAGCCGGACCCCGAUUCCGACUGGGAGCCGGAGGAACGGGAGCUGCAGGAGGUGGAGAGCACCCUGAAACGACAGAAAAAAGCAAUCCAAUUCCAGAAAACUCGGAGGCAAAUGGAGGCGCCUGGUGCCCCGCCCAGGACCCUGACGUGGGAAGCCAUGGAGCAGAUCCGGUAUUUACGUGAGGAAUUUCCAGAGUCCUGGUCAGUUCCCAGGUUGGCUGAAGGCUUUGAUGUCAGCACUGAUGUGAUCCGAAGAGUUUUAAAAAGCAAGUUUGUACCCACAUUGGAGCGGAAGCUGAAGCAGGAUCAAAAAGUCCUUAAGAAAGCUGGACUUGCCCACUCGCUCCAGCAGCUCCGGGGCUCUGGAAAUACCUCAAAGUUGCUCCCUGCAGGCCACUCUGUAUCAGGCCCUUUGCUCAUGCCAGGGCAUGAAGCCUCAUCCAAAGACCCGAAUCACAGCACAGCUUUGAAAGUGAUAGAGUCAGACACUCACAGGACAAAUACACCAAGGAGAUGGCAGGGAAGAAAUAAAGAAAUCCAGGACCUGGAGGAGAGCUUUGUACCUGUUGCUGCACCCCUAGGUCAUCCAAGAGAGCUGCAGAAGUACUCCAGUGAUUCUGAGAGCACCAGAAGAACUGGCAGUUGUGCGUUGCCAAGUGAGCAGAAGCUGGAGGAGUUGAAGGCAGAGGAGCCAGGUAACUUCAGCAGCAAAGUAGUGCAGAGAGGCCGAGAGUUCUUUGACAGCAACGGGAACUUCCUGUACAGAAUUUGAGUCGGUGCUUGGCUUGUGGAGAUGCCUCGUGAAACACAGCUGGGCAAGUAUUAAUAUAUAUGGAACAGCCUGGAUUUCUGCUUAUGGAUAAACCACCUUGGAAUAGGAAGAAGUGUUGAGCCUGGACUGUGGGAGGAAAGAGCUGCAUGGAUAGAUUCAAGCUUCCUGUAGUAGUGCUCCCAGUCUGACCUCUGUUAGACCUUCAGUACUCACUCUUCUUGCUUGGGUUCUCUGUAUGUUGAAAACCAGCCCAUGUUGCAUGUGUUGUUACAAUUUUCUGUGAUACUUGCAAUUUAUGUUUGAGAGGAAGUGAAAAGUUCGGCUUCUGACCUCAUUUCCUUCUUGAUCAGUGAACGCUAACAUUUUGGGGGACAACUUAGUCCAUUGGUUUUCCUUACAACAAAAUAAAGUAAAAUGUAGCA
This is a messenger RNA of Nomascus leucogenys (northern white-cheeked gibbon), 1361 nucleotides long. RefSeq names its product neugrin, neurite outgrowth associated (gene NGRN). NCBI's taxonomy places the organism in Eukaryota, Metazoa, Chordata, Mammalia, Primates, Hylobatidae. Gene Ontology annotation, cellular component: nucleus. The record is from RefSeq and is a predicted model, not a curated record.